Dictyostelium purpureum is the source of this 354-nucleotide messenger RNA. RefSeq lists its product as uncharacterized. The record is from RefSeq and is a predicted model, not a curated record. The coding region runs from base 1 to 354 and encodes 117 amino acids. NCBI's taxonomy places the organism in Eukaryota, Evosea, Eumycetozoa, Dictyosteliales, Dictyosteliaceae. The transcript has a single exon.
AUGUUCCCUGGACAUCUUCGUAAUAAGGCAACAACUAAGGAUGAUAAUAUUAGAGAUCAUGUAACAUCCCAAUAUCAAAUUACCACUUUACCUAAUCAAGGUCGUAAUCAGUUAUUAUUAUUCACCUAUAAUUUUACUACCCCUCCAUGUAAAAAAUUCAUGACGAAACUUCAUCUUGUUGCAUUCGGUUCCAAUCAGUAUACUAUAUCAACAGAAUUGACAAAUUGGUCUAUUUUUUCAAUAGCAACCAAUCAAUUAACAAAUAACUGCCCAACUAUGGAAGUAAUUAGAACAAGUAUAGCUCAUGGUGGCCAAGUUCCUUCUGAUAUAAAGUAUGGAAUUCACCCACUGUAA